This is a messenger RNA of Aspergillus mulundensis, 609 nucleotides long. RefSeq lists its product as uncharacterized. The coding region runs from base 1 to 609 and encodes 202 amino acids. The record is from RefSeq and is a predicted model, not a curated record. The transcript is spliced from 3 exons. Lineage: Eukaryota; Fungi; Ascomycota; Eurotiomycetes; Eurotiales; Aspergillaceae.
AUGGCAUGGACUAAUCAAUAUAACCCAUCGGGUGAAACAACCGGCCACAAUCUGCGCAGCUUCCUCGGCAUCGUCGAAAUACUGACGGUCCUUCUGGAGGCCCGGCGCGAGAUGCGAAAGCCAGACGGCAGUAAUGGACAAACAAUCUCCACGGGCCGGGCCCUACUUGUAGAAGCAACUGCUGCUACCUGGCUUGUGGGAACCAGAUUAGAGCAUCAUGAGCUAUACCAGUACAACUUAGAGAACGCCCACAACGUGUUUUCCACGAUGCAGCAGAGCGAAUCAGUAUACUGGCAAGGACCCGGUAACAUGUUGAUCCCUGCGCCAUGGCAGGACAAUGUGAUCCCAAGCGACCCGGAUUUCUCGCAAUUUGCCGCAGACGACGCAUUGUGUCGCAUGGGACAUUCCGAGCGUAUCCAUGCUUCGUCGAACUUUUUCCUCUACGGCGGUUGUACUGGGCGUUCUUCAACAAUGGCGGCCCUUGCAAUGCAACUACUGGAAAAUAGCACAACCAACAUGCUACUCAGCGGGAACCAGGCGAUCGCGACGGAGGAUGAAAAUGCCGGUGGCUGGGGAGGAGUCAUUGCCGCGUAUUUGUACUCCAUUUGA